CUGUCUUAGCGGAGUCAGUGUGGAAGCAGCUGUUGAAAAGACUAGAAGGACUGUAUCUCCCAAUUUCACAUGAGCUUUCUUGCUACAAACUACUGAGAUGAAGAGAGCAAAGCUAUUUAUUCUGCUUUCUAGUUUAUGGAAUGGGGGCUUUGGGCUUAUCAACACCACGCAUACUUGGACUACCCCUGAGGAUGCAAGCUCCCAGGAGAACAUGGCCUCUGCUACGGUUUCUCUAAAUAAAAUGCUUCCAACCCCUCAGAUCAUGUCGGCUGAGAUAGCUACAAUUCCUGAGGCAAGAACCUUUGAAAAGAGUCUUCUAAAAUCAACAAAGCCUCCCUCAAAAACAGGCACACCUCCUGAGGGUGUGGGAAACCAAACUCUCACACCCCCAGAGAAGACAGAAGGGGCGCUGAAGUUACAGCCUCUUGCCCUCCCAACCAAACCUAGCCUCAAGUUCAGCCCAAGAGCAGAGUCAGUAGUCCUUUCCAACUCUACAAUGAAAUUUCUUCAGAGCUUUGCCAGAAAGUCGAAUCAACAAGUCAUCUCUCCCAACGCAGUUGCAGGCGACCUGGGAAAUCGGUCCCCACGGGAAACAUACCUCAGCAGAGGUGACAGCAGUGGAAGCCAGAAAACCAACUACCAAAAAUCAAGUUUUGAAACAACUAGAGGAAAGAAUUGGUGUGCUUAUGUACAUACCAGAUUAUCUCCCACAGUGAUACUAGACAACCAAGUCACUUAUAUUCCAAGUGGGAGAGGGUCCUGUGGCUGGGCGAGUGGAUCUUGUCCUCAGAGAUCUCAGAAGAUAUCAAAUCCUGUCUACAGGAUGCAACAUAAAAUAGUUACCUCAUUGGAAUGGAAGUGUUGUCCUGGAUUCAGUGGAGCAAAAUGUCAGCUAAAAGCCCAGGAACAGCAGCACCUGAUACACAGCAACCAGGCUGAGAGUCACACCGCUGUUGGCAGAGAGAUCCCUGAGCAGCCGCAAGGGCAAGACUGCGGUGACCCAGCAGUGACACAAAAGAUGACCGAGCAGAUGAACUACCAGGCAAUGAAACUGACCCUUCUUCAGAAGAAGAUUGACAAUAUUUCUUCAGCUGUGAGUGAUGUAAGAAACACAUACUCCUCCCUAGAGGGGAAAAUCAAUGAAGAUAAAAACAGAGAAUUUCAAUCUUUUCUAAAAGGCCUAAAAUCCAAAAGCAUUAAUGAUCUGGUAAAGAACAUAGUAAGAGAGCAAUUUAAAAUAUUUCAAAAUGACAUGCAAGAGACAAUAGCACAGCUCUUUAAGACUGUAUCAAGCUUAUCAGAGGACCUUGAAAACACCAGACAAAUAAUUCGACAGGUUAAUGAAUCUGUGGUUUUAAUAGCAGUCCAGCAAAAGUCUGUUUUAAUGCAAGAAAACAGGCCCACUUUGACUGAUGUACUAGAUCUAAAAAAUCGCAUUGUGAAUAUAAGGCAAGAAAUUACUGUCACUUGUGAGAAGCCUAUUAAAGAACUAGAAGCAAAGCAAGCUCACUUAGAAGGUGCUUUAGAACAGGAAUAUUCACGGAGCAUUUUGUAUUAUGAAUCCCUCAACAAGACUCUGUCUAAAAUGAAGGAAGUACACGAGCAGCUUUUAUCAAUGGAACAAGUAUCAGAUCAGAAGGGAGUUCCAACUGCUGAGUCAGUUCACAGUAAUGUCACUGAGUACAUGUCUGCUCUACAAGAGAACAUAAAGAAGCAGAGUUUGAUGAUGCUGCACAUGUUUGAUGAUUUGCACAUCCAAGACAGCAAGAUUAACAAUCUCACCAUUGCUUUGGAGAUGGAGAAGGAGUCUAUUAGGGGUGAAUGUGAAGACAUGUUAUCUAAGUGCAGAAAUGAUUUUAAAUUUCAAAUUAAGGACACAGAAGAGAAUUUACAAGUUUUAAACCAAACACUGGCUGAAGUCCUCUUUCCAAUGGACAAUAAGAUGGAUAAAAUGAAUGAGCAGCUAAAUGAUUUGACUUAUGAUAUGGAGAUCCUUCAACCCUUGCUUGAGCGGGCAACACCUUUUAGAGAGACAGUGGUGCAAGAACCACCAAAGGAAGCAAUAGCUACAAGGAAGAAAGUGGAAAACCUGAUAAGUGCUGUCAACAGUCUAAAUAUUCUUAUCAAAGAACUUUCAAAAAGACACAACUCACUUAGGAAUGAAGUACAGAGUCGUAGUGAUGCCUUGGACAGGCGUAUCAGUGAAUAUGCCUCAGAAAUGGAAGAUGGCCUAAAUAAGACAAUGAUUAUUAUAAAUAAUGCCAUUGAUUUCAUUCAGGAUAACUACAUGCUAAAAGAGGCUUUAAAUUCAAUAAAGUAUAAUCCCGAAGUCCAUCAUCAAUGUACCCAAAAUAUGGAAACUAUUUUGACAUUUAUUUCUCAAUUCCAACACUUGAAUGAUUCCAUUCAGAUGUUGGUCAAUGAUGAUCAGAGAUACAACUUUGUUUUGCAAGUUGCCAAGAUCCUUGCAAAUAUGCCUAAGGAGGAAAACCUAAGUCAGUCCAGCUUUCAAAAGAUUUAUCAAAUGUUCAAUGAAACCACCUCCCAAGUGAUAAAAUACCAGCAAAAUAUGAGUCAUUUGGAGGAAAAAAUGCUUUCAGCCACAAAUAUUUCCAAAAAUUUUGAAACUAGGUUGCAAGGUAUUGAGACUAAAGUGGCCAAGACACUCAUACCUUAUUAUGUUUCACUUAAAAAAGGCAGUGUGACCACAAAUGAAAGAGACCAGGCUCUUCAACUGCAGGUACUGACUUCCAGAUUUAAGGCGUUGGAAGCAAAAUCCAUCCACCUCUCGGUUCACCUCACUGCACUUAACAAAACUCUGUCUGAAGUCUUACUCAUGUGUCAUAAUGCUUCUACACGUAUCUCAGAACUGAAUGCAAGCAUACCUAAGCGGAUAGAAACUUCCCAACCUGAUCUUCAGCUUCUUCAGAAAGGCCUGACAGAAUUUGUGGAAUCGGUAAUUGAAAUAAAAUCUCAAAUCGCCAUAUCUAAUUUAACUUGGUAUAUAAAUCAAACACUGUCUGGUAGUCUUGCCAAUGUUGCCAAGUCUCAGAAGCAAAUAAAACCAGUGCUGAAGAAACCCAGUUCACUUAAAAAACCAACAGUGAAUCUGACCACUGUCCUGAUAGGCCGGUCCCAAAGAAACACAGACAACCUUCUAGUUCCUGCAACAGAGGCGUAUUCAGACUGUAGCAGGUCCCCAUGCCAGAACGGGGGCACGUGUAUAAAUGGAAGAGGGAGCUCAGUCUGCGCCUGCCGGCAUCCCUUCACGGGUGACAACUGCACCGUCAAGCUGGUGCAAGAAAACGCUUUAGCGCCAGAUUUUUCCAAAGGAUCUUAUAGAUAUGCACCGAUGGUGGCCUUUUUUGCAUCUCACACAUAUGGAAUGUCGAUGCCUGGUCCUAUCCUAUUUAAUAAUUUGGACGUCAAUUAUGGAUCUUCAUAUACACCAAGAACUGGAAAAUUCAGAAUUCCUUAUCUUGGGGUGUAUGUGUUUAAAUAUACCAUUGAGUCAUUUAGUGCCCAUAUCUCUGGAUUUUUAGUGGUUGAUGGAAGAGACAAGCUUGCGUUUGAGUCUGAGAAUAUUAACGGUGAAAUACGCUGUGACAGGGUUUUAACUGGGGAUGCUUUAUUAGAGUUAAAUUAUGGGCAGGAAGUGUGGUUACGACUUGUAAAAGGAACGAUUCCCGCCAAAUUUCCCCCUGCCACAACAUUUAGUGGUUACUUGUUAUACCGUACAUAAAUUAGUAAGAAAGACAGACUAUCACCUUUCUUAAGAAGGAGCCAGUGUUUUAUUUAUCUUUGCCUGCACAUCUGCUCUGUUUUUGUCUUUUCUACAUGAAAUGAAAAUCAGCUUCUUUUUUAAUCUGAGUAAGGCUGUAAGUUUGUCUAUGUCAUAAGGUUAUUUGAAUAUCUUUUGAAUAACCUGUAUACAAUGAAGUUCUUGCUUCUAAUGAGAUUUAGGGGCAGAAAAAACAAAGUGUGUUUUAACAAAUAUUUUAACAUAAUGGUUCUUAUUCUCUCAUGUUAAGUCAUUUAACAUAAGGUAAUCCGAUUAAAUGGCAAUCAUUCAAUUUUGUCAGUCACAGUAGUCCUUCCAAUAAAAUGCUUACCUCUUGUUAUUCACUAUGUAUAUAAAUAUAUAACAUAUAUUUCCAAAAUUCACAAUUCAAAUAAAUUACUCAAAGACCAA
Molecule: messenger RNA, 4192 nt
Organism: Neogale vison (American mink)
Lineage: Eukaryota; Metazoa; Chordata; Mammalia; Carnivora; Mustelidae
Gene: MMRN1
Product: multimerin 1
Exons: 8
Coding region: 98-3742 (1214 amino acids)
Molecular function (GO): calcium ion binding; extracellular matrix constituent conferring elasticity; protein binding
Source: RefSeq, a predicted model, not a curated record